Messenger RNA from Saccostrea echinata, 1896 nucleotides. RefSeq lists its product as uncharacterized. The record is from RefSeq and is a predicted model, not a curated record. Bases 43 to 1257 code for a protein of 404 amino acids. The transcript is spliced from 5 exons. Lineage: Eukaryota; Metazoa; Mollusca; Bivalvia; Ostreida; Ostreidae.
GAGUCGAGAAACUAAUCAUCUUGCAAAUGACAACAGAAAACAAUGGAAGAAGAUUCAUCAGAUGGUAGUUCUACAACUACAAGUUCCACUUCACGAUCACCAUUAUUGUCUGAUUCAGUAUCACGAAUGCGAAAACAUUUGAAAAGAAAAUUAACCUCAAGAUCUCGAUCUCAUGAAAGCGAAGAUAGUUAUAGCUCCGGAGUGAAAUGUGGGAGGCGUUGUGGAAAUCGUGUAUCAGAAUGGGAUAUGUUUACAUUAGAAUCGCAUGGAAUAUUUUAUGAUGAAAAGGCAACAGAAUUGUUCGAUUUAUAUAAAUCAGUUCUGAAAAAUAUGUACAUGUAUUCGGUGUUAGUAGACGACACCACAUUUUGGACUAAACUUCUUCAGAUAAAGGAAUUUCUGAUUGAAUCAACAAAAAGAUGCAUGAAUAGCUUAGAUGCUGAUGAAGGAUUUGCUAAAAUGGAACAAUUGAGUUCGGGAGAAGUUCUAGGUGAAACCAAAAAGUGUGUGCAAGCAAUAGCAAAAAUAAAAGAGGAAAUUGAAUCAGCAUCAUCAUUAGAUACACUUUCCUGGCAUCUUUUUAGCCUUUGGCAUGCUGGAAUAUUGGAGUAUGUUCAGUACUAUUCUGACUUAAUUAAAGAAUUGUUUUCUGAAAGAAGAAUUGGAGUGGAAGGUGAAUUCUGUCAGCUUCUAACUUUCUUCAGCAAGAUAUUCCUGAUAAAUGCAAUGAGAGGAGAUGCUUUGCAGAAAGUGCAAAUGACACUCAAUGGAACAGAAACAACUAGUGUUCCAGAUUUAAGAUACAGCCUGCAGGGAGAUGCAACUUUGGAAAAAGGAGGAGCAUCUCUUAUGACAGUGACUGUAGGAAAGGUGAAGAUGUGGUUGUUUGCACAUGAUGGAUUAACUAGCACUGAUUUCAAUAUCAGAGACAUGAAGCUUACAGGCCAAUCUGUGGAGAGCUUGUUAGGACAGCAUGGGGAAGAGCUUCUACUGGAAACUAAGAAAUCUGUUAUAGGAACUACAUGUUUAGGAAUGAUUUGUGUUAAGACCAUGAUCAUUUUCACACGUUUGGAUAUGGACAGAACGCAUUUAACACGCUUGGUUGAAGGUUCAAAGGUGGAAGAUUUAAGAAGUAGCAUUCAUUACUCAAAGCCCUACAACUUUUUAGUUAGAAAAGAUCGAGAAGAGAUUUUGGAUACAAUGUUUCAUCUUGGUUUGCUCUGCAGAGUGAGAAGUUCACUAGCACUUCAGGAUUAGCAACAAACACAUUUUGCCUUUUUGUGUUAUUAAGUUCUUUAAUACAGCUCAAACUUGGUGAAUGAAUGCACUAACAUGUUGACGUAAAACUUGGUUUAUAGCUCAUGUUAGCUCUUUUGAUCACAUUAACUCUGGGAAAGUCAUUUAUGCAUGUACAUUUGUAAAAAUGAAGCCACAGUUCACAUGUUUUAUGAUUGUGGUGGAUAUUUAAGCUCAUUUUGAAAUUAUUUGUAGCUCUACUGGUCAGAGACUAGAAGAGCUUAUGUGAAAGUAAGGUGUCUAUCAUCCGUCCUUUUGUCUGUUUGUCUGUAAACAGUUUUUCAAAAUGCUACUCCUUGGUCCAAUUUCAAUAUAACUUGGUUAACAAUUAGACUACACUAAAAUACUCAAUUCUAUAUAUUGGUUUUUAUACCCCCUGCAAACAAAGUUUUGGGGGUUAUAUUGGAAUCUGCAUGUCUGUCUAGUUGUAUGUCCUUCUGUAGUCUGAUCUCGAAGACUAUUGCAUGGAUUUGUCUGAAAAUUUGUACACUCAUUAUUCACCAUAUGAAGGUGUGCACCUGAUAUUUGCAUCAUUAUUGGUUAAUUUUUCUGCAUUUUACAGGUGUUGCAUAAAUAUUUGGUGCUUGCAAAAUUUAUUAA